Molecule: messenger RNA, 5975 nt
Organism: Carcharodon carcharias (great white shark)
Lineage: Eukaryota; Metazoa; Chordata; Chondrichthyes; Lamniformes; Lamnidae
Gene: kif3a
Product: kinesin family member 3A
Exons: 18
Coding region: 99-2255 (718 amino acids)
Biological process (GO): microtubule-based movement
Molecular function (GO): ATP binding; microtubule motor activity; microtubule binding
Source: RefSeq, a predicted model, not a curated record
CGGCAGUGAGCCUGCGCAGUGCGGAGUUUUAGUUGGAAGCUCUUGUCGUUGAGGCACGAGCGGAUUGUCGGUGGUCUCGCGGCCGGAUUCAAAUUUGAAUGCGUUCGAGGCCGGCGGCUUCGGGCAGAGGCUUCAAGAUGCCGAGUAAUAAAUUGGAGAAGAUUGACCGUGUCGAGGCCAGCGAUAAUGUGAAGGUUGUGGUACGCUGCCGGCCAAUGAAUGAAAAAGAAAGAAAUAUGGGACACCGACAAGUGGUGAAUGUGGAUGAAAUACGAGGAACAAUCACUGUCUACAAGACAGAUGCUGCCAAUGAGCCACCAAAAACAUUUACUUUUGAUACAGUCUUCGGCCCGGAGAGCAAGCAAGUAGAUGUGUACAAUCUCACUGCAAGACCCAUUGUUGAUUCGGUUCUGGAAGGAUACAAUGGUACUGUUUUUGCUUAUGGACAAACAGGCACUGGUAAAACAUUUACCAUGGAAGGAGUGCGGGCUGUGCCUGAACUUAGGGGCAUUAUUCCCAAUUCAUUUGCUCACAUAUUUGGCCACAUCGCAAAGUCUGAGGGUGACACCAGGUUCCUUGUGCGAGUAUCCUAUCUGGAGAUUUAUAAUGAGGAGGUUCGUGAUCUUCUUGGAAAGGAUCAGAGUCAGAGACUGGAGGUCAAGGAGCGACCUGAUGUUGGAGUGUACAUUAAAGAUCUCUCUGGUUAUGUGGUAAACAAUGCAGAUGACAUGGAUCGUAUUAUGACUUUGGGGAAUAAAAACCGUUCUGUUGGUGCCACAAAUAUGAAUGAACACAGCUCCCGUUCUCAUGCUAUUUUUACCAUUACCAUUGAGUGCAGUGAAAAAGGAAUUGAUGGAAAUAUUCAUGUUCGCAUGGGCAAGCUACACCUCGUUGAUCUUGCAGGUUCUGAAAGACAAGGAAAGACUGGAGCCACAGGACAGCGAUUAAAAGAAGCAACAAAGAUCAACCUCUCAUUAUCCACCCUGGGUAAUGUUAUCUCCGCUCUUGUUGAUGGUAAAAGUACACAUGUGCCCUACCGUAACUCUAAACUGACACGUCUACUCCAGGAUUCAUUGGGUGGCAAUUCAAAGACUAUGAUGUGUGCAAACAUUGGACCAGCAGAUUACAAUUAUGAUGAAACCAUCAGCACUUUACGAUAUGCAAACAGAGCAAAGAAUAUCAAAAACAAAGCCAGAAUUAAUGAAGAUCCUAAAGAUGCAUUAUUGCGCCAAUUCCAGAAGGAAAUCGAGGAUCUUAGGAAUAAAUUGAAAGAAGGGGAAGAAAUCUCUGGUUCAGAAAUUAGUGGCUCUGAAGAUGAUGAUGAAGAAGCUGAAAGUGGAGAGGGUGGAGAGAAGAAAAAGAAGCGAAGAGAUCAAACAGCAAGAAAGAAAGUAUCUCCUGAAAAGAUGGCAGAAAUGCAGGCAAAAAUUGAUGAAGAGAGAAAAGUCCUUGAAGCCAAACUUGACAUGGAGGAGGAAGAAAGAAACAAAGCCAGAGCAGAACUAGAGAAGAGAGAAAAAGACCUGCUGAAAGCACAGCAGGAGCAUCAGACCUUGUUGGAAAAAUUGUCAGCUCUAGAGAAGAAGGUGAUUGUGGGAGGAGUGGAUCUUCUGGCCAAAGCUGAAGAGCAAGAAAGACUACUGGAUGAGUCAAAUUGUGAGCUAGAGGCACGCCGGAAUCGUGCAGAGCAACUUCGGAAAGAGCUGGAGGAAAAAGAGCAAGAACGUUUGGACAUUGAGGAGAAGUAUACCAGUUUGCAGGAGGAGGCCCAGGGCAAGACGAAGAAACUGAAGAAAGUUUGGACAAUGCUUAUGGCUGCAAAAUCUGAGAUGGCAGACUUGCAGCAAGAACAUCAACGUGAAAUUGAAGGACUGCUGGAGAAUAUAAGACAACUGAGCCGAGAGCUCCGUCUCCAGAUGCUCAUUAUUGACAACUUCAUUCCGCAAGAAUACCAGGAGAUGAUUGAGAACUAUGUACAUUGGAAUGAAGAUAUUGGAGAGUGGCAGCUGAAAUGUGUGGCAUACACAGGAAACAACAUGAGAAAACAGACUCCUGUACCUGACAAAAAAGAAAAAGAUCCAUUUGAAGUGGAUUUGUCACACGUUUACUUGGCCUACACCGAAGAAAGUCUGCGGCAAUCAUUAAUGAAGCUGGAGAGGCCAAGAACCUCCAAGGGAGGGAAAUCUAGACCCAAAACAGGCAGAAAGAAACGAUCUACAAAAUCUGAAGCUGGAAUUGAAUCCCUUCUUCAGUGAUCAAUAGAUGAGACUGACCAAGGCGGGUGGACCAGAUGUUGGACGGAAAAUGUUUCCAGGACAAUGGAAAGUAAUUAUUGUGCAAAGAACGAGUUGUCGCAUUGAGGCUUUCUUGAACCAUACUUACUGAUCUGUAAGAAGACUGGAAUAAGAAACAGGCUUAAAUUUAAUACUAAUAACAAAAUGAAAUGCCAGUGAGUUUGUAAGUUUUAUUAGUCAAUAUUCCAGUUGCUGUCAGAAUACUGGUAGUGAAUGUUUACAACUAAAUGUUUUGGGAUUCCAGUGUUUAGUUGUCAUUUUGUUCUUCUUGACAUUGGUCUUGGCUUAUAUUUUGGUUGGUUUUAGUGGUGAGUAGAGAAUGUAUUACUGGCAGCUAAGCUAUUAAAAGGAAUUUGCUGUCUGAAAGAAAUACAAAGUCUGAAUUAACAUUUUCAAACAUUCCUUCAAGCUCAAAGGACCUUGACCUCUAAAAUUGUUUCAAACGUCUAGCUCCCAAGCAAUUUAACAGAAAUGAAACUUUCACCUCUCAGUCGCACCUUUCUUCUGCUUUAAAAACACAAACUUGGGUUCACCUCACCACUAGUUCUUUGUUUAUCUUGUCUCCUGUUAGCCAGAGGCUUAUGUGCACUUUGUACAGAUCUUAUGGCAAGGGUUUGCAGUUCUCGAAAUGUGUUCAAUGACUGCUGUAAAAUAAGAUAAUUUUGUUUUCUGUUAGAUAAUGUGGUUCCCUAAUUUUGAUUAAGAUGGUAUAUUGCAUCAGUCAUUUCAGAAUAGAUUAUUUAAACACAAGGCACGUCAUUCACCUUAGGAAAAAAAAUGUUUUACGGCAAUGGUGAAAUUGCUUGUUCUAUUAAAUUGUUCACUCUUCUCCAUCAGGGAUGCAAGACCAUGGAGAGGGUUGAGUGCAGUAGAGACUCACUAGGAUAAGGUUUCAUUUCUGAAAAGAGACUGGAAACUAGGGUAUUUUCAUUAGAACAAAGAAGGUUAAGAAGAAAUCUGAUUGUGUUGAAAAUGGAGAAGUUUUGGUAAAUUCAGAAAAAACAUCUAUUUUUACUUGCAGUUUCAUACCAAAGGGCAUAAGUUUGGUAUUCACUAAAAACACUGAGUAGUUAUUCUAUUUUUUUUAUGCAGGGAGUAUUGAGAACAUGGAAUAGCAUACAUACAAUGGUAGAAACUGAAUCGAGACAUACUCUAUCUAUAAAGCAAGUAAAUAAAUAAUUUUUAAAAAUGAAAGGAUUUGGAGAAAAGGUCUGGGAAUAGAAUUAGAUGAAUAACUCUUUCACAGAGUUGGCACUAGCACAAUGGACUGAAUGACCUCUUCAGUACUAUAACAUUCUUCGAUUCUUUCCUGGUUGAACCCCAUAAAUAUAAUCAAUUGGCAGGUGCCACAAAUUACCAUAAUAUGUGAGGAACUAUUUAGUACUAGCAACUGUUAACUUGAAAAGCUGACAACAUAAAUUUACGGAAACAAAAUCAGAUCACGAAGGAGACACUGCGCACAAUAGGGAAUCUCCAUUUGACAUGCACACGCUGUAGUUAGACCUCUAAUAUUGUCAUUCCAAUUCUCCAACCCACUCUCUCUACAUGUCUCCACUAGAAGCUCAGGACUGCUGAACCAGCUCUUAAUAGCCUUUUUAAAAAAACAAGCACCUGUAGCUUUUACUUUUCAAACAGGAAGAGUUAGUCAGAGAUUUCACUUAAACAUUCCUUAGUUAUGCUUGUCUAAAGGAAAGCUUUGGUUUGGAAACAUGUGACAGAUUCUGGUAGGAGCUUUCAUUCUGCAGCAAAAUAGAGGGGAUCUAUUCAAACUGUUUGCAGGAUGGAAAAUGACCAGGAAAAGCAAACUCUCCCAAAAAAAAUUGAUAGGAAUUGCAAGCUUUGAGUUCCUGUUACUACCGACACUAUACCAUACUCUUAAAUAUUAUGAGUGCUCUGCUUUUUAAACAUUAUAUAAAGUUAAAAACUUCAGCUCAGUGUUCACCACCCACUCUUGAGAACUAAGGUGGUACUUGCUGCUAUAAAUGUGAAAAACAAAAGUUUGAAUGUGUACAGGUAGUUGCACAGUAGCUAAUCCAUAGCAAGGAUACUUUGUUUCUUGGUUUCAAUUUUUGACUUGGAAAUAUGUAACCAGCUCAUUAAUGGCACCUAUGAACCAUUGUUGGUUCUUUGGCACACAUUUAUGACUACAGAAGUAGAUUUGAUUGUAAUAUUUCAGGCUUAGCUGGAAAACUGAUGUUUAUGGAAUCAUAAAUUUCAUAAUGCUUGACUACUGAUUCCAAGGUUAAAAUAAAAUCAUGCAUUUAUUUUUCAGCAAUAAGCAAAAGGUCAACUAAAUCACUAAUACAAAUGGAACUAAAUUACUAAUACAAACGCAUAAGUGAAAAUUUAUUCACGUUGUAGAAACAGUAACUAUGAAAGCUGCUAACUCCAACCCAUUAUAUUGUAAUGCACCAUUUAUAGCUUGUUGUUUCAUGAUGAACAUUUUUAAGGACUGCUACUUGCAUAUCACUAGAGCACUAAAUUGAUCACAUUUUCAUUGAUCAUAUUUCUGCAUGAUUUGCAACCAUGCCAGAAAGCUUUUACUACUUUUUGCUACGUAUUAAAUGGCACAGGGACCAUGCAGCUUGUGACUCUUUGAUAGUAAAAAGAUGACAAAGCAGCCCAGCAUUCAGAAACAUAGCCAAUACUUUUGCUACUUCCUUUGUUAACAUGACUAGAAGAUUUUAUUGCCACAACUCAGGGACAACUGUAAAAGGCUGAAGGGUAAUAUGGGCUAGUACGUGUAUACAGGAACUGUGUCUGCAUUAUCCUUAUCAUUUGUAACUAUCCCAAUACUGCGGUUAAAUUGUUACAAAAAAGCUUUUUCACUGGUUCCAAUAGAAGCUGCAUUACAGUUAGUGGAACUCAGACCUCAAAAAGAUAAACCUGUGGUGAGUACUGCUAAUUUGAUGGCCUGCGUAAUUGUGAAAUGAAGAGGCUUAACUGUAUAAUGCAGUUGAGAUAUUGUAAAUCAAUGUCGGACUGAUGAAUUUGUCCGUCCAGUGUUUCUUCUGAAUAGUUUAUAAAUGUCUGUGUUUUGUUCUUAUUGUGAGCUUUAAUACACACAUGCAGUAUUGUAUUUUCUCAGAAUAUUACUUCAGGGAAAAUUAUAUGCUGAAAGUUGUUUACUUAUCAAACACAGGAAAAUAACCUUUAUUCUUUUGUCUGCAAGAUAGUAUGAACUAUGUUUUAACCUCUCUGAUUAAACAGCAAUUACCCUGGACUGCUGGACAAGAACUCUUUCUUACCCUAUAUGUAUUUAAAUUUAAUAGUGAGUCUUGAAUGCAAUGAUGUUGCACAUAUACACAAUCCAAGGGGUUUAUUAUUGUGUUUUAAGAUAGUAAACAUCAUAUGUCAGUGUCUGUUAACAAGCCUAUUGUAAAAUGUUUAAAAUCAUUAAUAGAAAACUGCACAUUUUCUGAAAUUUUAAUGCUGGGUUGUAUAGUGUGAUUAAUAAAGAGGUCCCAGGUUGUGUUUCUUUUUUGUUUCGCCUGACCUGAAAUCUCUUGCUAUAUGCUAUGUUCAGAGCAGUUGAAAUAAACACCAUACAAAUGUGGUUUUUAUUGAUUAUUCUUUGUAGCCUGUUAUGUAUAAAUUAUGCAUUGUGUGAUGUACAUAUGAGACCAUGUAUAUGUAUAUAUACAGCAUGUUAAUGUCCAUAAAUAAAGAAAUCUCUAUACA